GCCGUUGCUUAACUUUCAUCUAUCACUUUUCUCGUUUUUUCUUCUCUGCGAUACCGGAGAGUGAGCUCAGCAGCAGGAGGAUGGUGUAAAGUCUCCUUGGGGUAAAGAAGCUUCAGCUGCAAGAAAAUCAGUCCGAAGAUGGCGGAUAGCAAAACAGUCAGUGUGGGAGGUAGAAUUCCCGGGCUUGAUUUGGCCGUACCGCGGAUGCUCCGCCCUUCUCAAUUCCCGUCCCGCCUCUCGUUUCCCGCCCCCGCCAAACCUCCUCUUCGCUUCCGAGUCUUGGCCAUGGCUGUCAAGAGGAGCCCCAAGCGUCUCAAAUACUCCGCUCCUCGCUUCACCAAGGAGGGCGGGUUGGUUUAUGUGGAAGCUGAUCCUAGUGGAGAGGAUAUCUGGAAGCUGGAUCCCAUCGUUGAGCUUCUGAAGCAGGGCGCUGUUGGGGUCAUUCCCACUGAUACUGUGUACGCCAUAGUUUGUGAUUUGAAGAGCCCAUCAGCGAUUGAACGUCUUCGUAGGUACUACUUUUCUCCCUCUUUUGAAGGCGUUCUGAGUUUGUUGGUAGCCCUGGCAUUGGAUUUGCCUCUCAGCAUCUUAUGCCGCUCUUUGAGAGAUAUAGACACGUACACGACUGGUUUCCCUCGUGGUGAUGGCCAAGGACACGCGAGUAUCUUCCGAGCUGUUAAGCAUUGUUUACCCGGACCGUACACUUUCAUAUUGACUGCAAGCAAGGAGUUGCCUAAACGAUGUAUGAGGUAUGGGACUCCAACUGCCAAAUAUGCUGCUCGGAAGGAUGUGGGCGUCAGGAUACCGGAUGAUGCCAUUUGCCGGGAAAUACUUGAAAAGCUUGAUGCACCACUGAUUUCCACAAGCGUGAAGGGUCUUAAGGAAAAUGAAUGGUUGUUGGAUCCUGUUGCAAUAGCUGAUGCAUAUGGACCAGAGGGACUGGAUUUCAUUGUUGACGGUGGUGUUAGAGUGGCUGAUCCUUCCACUGUGGUUGACAUGACAAGAAUAACUCCUGUAGUCGUACGGCAAGGAAAGGUAACCGAGCUUCUGCAAUAAGGAGGAACUUUUUUUUUUGGGGAAAAGGAAGGAAGAACAGUUCCUUUUAACUUUGUUGUUAAGUGUACUGAUUUCGUGAAUGGAAAAUGCGCAGGGACCUAAACUGCCAUGGAUGGAGUCCGAAGAGGACAGUGAAUCAGCUGUAAAGCCUGAAGACCUUAUACCUUAUACUACUUGAGAUAUGUAAAUCCGCUGAAUCUUGCUUGAUCGGGACUUUUAAGACGACAUUGUAUAGCUAAUUCAACAUCUUGUUGAUGAUCCAAGUAAAAUGAUAUGUAUAGCUGGAGGGAGUAAGACCUGUCAUGAGGAACUCCAUUGUCCGUUCUUGCUAACUUGCUCAAUUGGGUAUGAAUUAAAUUUAACGUAAGAUUUGUGGCCUUCAAGUUUAGUCUUGAAGUUGACCAUUUAUUCAUGGUUCAUCGGUUAGCAACCUCUUCCAUCCAGUUUCUUUCAUCUGCUCCAGUUUAUCUGUAACUCAUUCUGCUGAUUCAGAAGCUUCCAAUAUAUCGGUAGAUACAAUUCUACACAAAUGCUGCAAAAGUAACUGUUGAUGUCACCUUCAGCGAGGCUUGUGGGUUGAAGUGCUUGAACUCAUCACACUGUGAUGUUUUGAUAGACGGUCCAGGUUCUAUUAAUGCUUCUUCUCUGCGGGCUGUUAAACCGAACCUGAAAUACGAAGUUGACAUAGCCCUCUCCAUGGGAAGUAUGUACGGCCGUGUUUUUAUCAGAAUGGUGAAUGGUUCUUGUACAGAUAAAGCUGGAAACCCUUUUACAACGAGCAAAAAUUCGGCGAUGAUUGUUCGCUUUGGAGACCAGUGGUGGCAGAUUUAUGGAUGCCUGUUUCAUCCUAUGUGCUGAAGAUCAAUGGAGUGCCAAGAACUGUUCUCUCAACUAACAAAAUGGAAGACUUAAAAAUUUACCUGGAUUUCAGUAAUCCCAUAAAGAAUUCGACAGAGGAAGUCCUAAGUGCAUUACAUGUCAAGUCAGGUUCUGUAUCAUCUGUUCUUAGUGGACAUCAGGGGAAUCGCAAGUUUGCUUUUCGGCUCAUGAAUGUAUCUCGUACUGAAAUCAUCGUGAUUGAGCUUGAAACCAGUUUGAUAAUUGGCAGGACUGGCACUCCCACUUCACCGGUUUCCCCACUGACAAUUCUCUAUGGUAGGUCCUUUUUCCAUUGUAACUUGUUCUUAGUUUUUCAAUGUACUCCUAUCUUGGGAAGUGGAAUAAUUCAAGUAAGUUUUCAACUUAGAUACGGAGGACCCUGCAGUAGGGCUAAGUUCUGACUUGCAAAAUGUGACAAAAGCUUCUCGCAUCAAUUUUGUUGCGGAGUUCACGAAGCCAGUUUUUGGCUUUGAUCCCUCAAUGGUAGAAGUACAUGGAGGGAAGAUUGCAAGGCAGGUUUAAGGAACUCUCAAGAGCACUAUACUCAUUGACCGUCAUUGUUGAAGCUGAGAAAACACUCUCUGUUUCUGUUCUUGCUGGCAAAGUAAGUGAUAUUUCUGGAAAUCAGAAUCUGGCAUCCAACAGAGUUCAACUGAAGCACUACUCAACCCCUGCAGUCUCAACGGCACUCCAAUCUUUUAUCACUGCUGGAGUGCUAGCAACAUCACUUGCAGUGGCUUGUCUUUCACUAUCCUAUGCCAAUAUCGGAAUAAUAAGUGCUCUCUUAACAGGAGAAACCAAAUUCGUUGCUCCCAGUCCAUCAACUAAUCUGCAUGGAAUGUUUGGGCAUCUCCAAGUCUUUGUGAUGUCAGAUUGGUUCUCUCCCAAUCAUCCAAUUGAAUAUUCAGAGACAAUAAAAGGUCUCAAGUGGCUUAUACCUCGUGGCAAGCUUUCAUGGAGAAAGGAUUCAACUUUAACUUGGACCAACCACUUUCAUAUGACUAGUGGGAUAAAAGGUUUCAUGGCCGUUGGACUUCCUAUGCUUCCCGUUGGUGAGCAUAAGCACCAGGGGAACUUCACGAGUUAUGAUGGGCUUUGUGGGAAAGCUGUGAGCUCGCGAAGUGCUCAGUAUGGACAGCCUCUCAAUUCAGCCGAAUACUUUACUUAUUUCUUGAGAGGAGAGCCCUUGUCUGCCAGCAAUGUCGUGAAGAAACUGGAAAACAAUAAAGGGUGGGAAGACAUGGAGAUGAACCUAUUUUGGCUUGCUGCGAUUGCAGGCAGUUUGCUUGCACUCCAUAUUUCAAUAUUCCUUCUCCUGAGAUGGAGGACAGGAUCAACAACAUCAGUUAAUUUUGGAAUGGUUUCAUUUCCAAGGUUUGAGAUCCUUCUUCUAAUCGUCAUGUUACCUUGUAUCUCUCAGUCAGCAGCAUUUGUCGUUAAAGGUGGAACAAUUGGAGGCAUGAUCACUGGAGCUUUGUUGCUGGUCAUCCCGGCAGCAUUCAUUUUAUCCGUCUUACUCUUCCUCCUAGUCGCCAUUCUUCCUGGGAAAUUUGUUCAAUACAAGGAGAUUAAGUAUACGAUUGUGAGGGAGGCAUGGUAUGAAAAGCUGUGGUUCUUUAUCAUCAGCAGACCAGUAAUGGGGAAGUGGGUCUACAGAGAAGGCUCCACUUCGUCUCUCCUACAGAACUUCAGAAGCCUCUUUGAGAAUCAAAAGGGCCCCCCUUUCUUCAUCUUCGUUGAUAAAACUGAUCAAAGCACCGUUCCAAAGUGGAGUGAGGGUGGCCAAAGUGGCGGAAUUGGAAGAAUGCGAGCCAUCAGUUCGAAUGACAGCAAUGAAGAAGAACUGAAGGUUCCUGGCCCCGUGAGGUGUCUUGGGUAUGCUAGAUCUUCAUACUUAGUUCUCGAUCUCAUUCGAAGAGUCAGCUUGGGAGUAAUAUCCGGAGCAGCAACUACCUCGAAAGAUCACUGGAUGCACAACCUCAUAGCCUUGGCGAUCACAAUGACACAAUUUGUCUACCUGUCGAGUCUCAAACCUUUCAUCAAGAGGAGUGUCCAUGCAGUAGAAAGCAUUUCCCUGCUAUGCGAGGCAGCCAUCUUCUCCAUUUCCAUGGCUGUCACGACUAAGAAGCCAGAUCCGACGGAGGCUACAGUUCUAGGAUAUGUAAUGGUGGCUCUUCUCCUGCUCACCGCCAUUGCCCAUAUCACGAACGAAUGGUAUGGGUUGGUUUCUUGGCUGGUAAGACUCUCGUGGACGCCACGGUUCAUGGCCAGAGGUCUCAUCCUACCUUUCUUGCCGAGGAAGCAAUGGUCGAGUAUUGUCUUACCGAGUUCAUCCCAACCAAAGACCGGACUGUCCAGCGUUCCUCAGUUGAGUCCCGACACAGAUGUGCCACCGCUAUGUCUGCUACGGUGGUACCCAUGGCGAGUCCAGAUAAUGCUGGAGGGAGAGGGGAAACAGAAGCCAUGGUUGAGGAAAGGAGUGAGCUUAGGAAGCUGAGGGAGCUGGCGAAAGCUAGCUUCUCUGGGGAAGGCGGUAAGCGUCGCAGUAGGGAUCGAGCUCGGGAUUCGGCUUGUAAAGCUGAAGCUGAAGGAGAUGCAUCAUCAUCUUCCAUGAGAUAGCGAGCAAUGGUGGUGGUGGUUCUUGUUUUUUCCUCUCUUUGCCAUUUUGGAACAUUUCAUCCCUGUGUACUAUCUUUAUUGUAAGAGAGCAAUAAAGUCGCCAGCCUUUAUCGCUGUAAUUUGAGAUUUGUAAUGAUUUUGAUGUGAGAGUGAGUUAGGGAAGGAAAAAAACCCAGGUUCAGAUGCCGCCGGUGAAGGGAGUCGCCGCCUUUGCUGUGACGGAGAGGCCAUCCUAUGGACGGGGAGUGGUGGCGCCAUUUCACAUUUGCCGAUCGUGAAGGCUAGCGGAAGCCUGAUUGGGCCUAUAGCGGGCCCGAUAUCGACCCACCAGUUGGAUUCCGUUGACAGCAUCGACGACGAGACCCCGUUUUGCAGGCCAACAUUUCACCUAAACGGCUAAACCAAACCAAACAAGAAGCUUUUAGCCGAAUUAAACAAAUCAACCAAAUCAAAUUAACCGAAUACUAUUGAUUAAAAUCGUUGCCACAGUAACUACUCCGUUUAAGUA
This is a messenger RNA of Linum tenue, 5062 nucleotides long. The record is from the annotation of a GenBank genome assembly. Lineage: Eukaryota; Viridiplantae; Streptophyta; Magnoliopsida; Malpighiales; Linaceae.